AUGAAGCCAGUGAAGCCAGACAAGCAUUUACCUUGGAAGUACUCGGUAAAAAGCUUCUUUAAAUUCUUUAGACAUUGUUUUUGGACGCCAAAAGCUACGUGUGCACUGUUUUCAGUACCACCACGUAUUACGUCAGCAUCUCCACCAGAAUCAGUAGUCAAAGUUAAUAAGCCAUUCAGCUUGAAAUGCGGAGCUGGUGGUUUGCCGUAUCCAGAAAUACAUUGGUUUUUAAAUGGCACAACACUUGAAGAUGUCGAAGGAUAUAACAUUGCAGACGAUGGUACUCUGUUCAUCACGAAAGCUGAAGAGGAUAAAGCAUAUAGAUUUGAGUGUUCAGCCAUUAAUAAAGCGGGAAAAGAUUCCAAAAUCUACAUCGUCAAAACAAUGAGUUCUGUUUUAAAAACGCUUACAAAAUGUGUAAUAAGCUGUUUAGUAAAAUUACACUCCUACAGUGUUAAUAAAAAACUGCAUUUUUCAAAAUGGUCUGUUUAA
Molecule: messenger RNA, 492 nt
Organism: Enterobius vermicularis (human pinworm)
Lineage: Eukaryota; Metazoa; Nematoda; Chromadorea; Rhabditida; Oxyuridae
Source: the annotation of a GenBank genome assembly